Enterobius vermicularis (human pinworm) is the source of this 1245-nucleotide messenger RNA. The record is from the annotation of a GenBank genome assembly. NCBI's taxonomy places the organism in Eukaryota, Metazoa, Nematoda, Chromadorea, Rhabditida, Oxyuridae.
AUGAACGGUCUAACUGUUGCACAAAGUUCAGAAGAAGACGUCAAAGAUAAGAGGCGUAAGAAAGAGGAGGCACAAUGUUCAGAAAAUGCGAGUUGUUCGCGGACGGUCGAAAGCAUUCAAAACAGUGAAGACGAUGCCAAAAAUGAUUCUUCUCUGAAUGGUUCUGAGAGUUGUUAUUCUUAUGAUUAUAAUGCAAUAUUGGAAGGUGAUCGACCAGACCCAUCCGUCAUUAUGGCGAAAGCGUUGAUGGCUGGUGGCAUAGCUGAAGACGAAGAAUCCUCUAGUGUUUUUUUGAAGCAUGAAAAAGCGAAAGAAUGCUAUAAUAAAAUAGUGGAACCGUUAAUCAAAGACCGUUUUCAAGCUGCCAACUGGAUGCGUGAGAAACGGUUGUUAGUGCAAGGAAUGCGUUGUCCAGCCUGUCAGCUUGAUAUGUUAUGGACGAAACAUAAUAAAUGUGGGGAUGGUUAUUCUUGGAAGUGCCAUAACACGAGUUGUGCCCGAUAUAAGUAUACAAAAUCUAUAAGGAAUGGAUCUUUAUUUCAACGUUCCCAUAUUUCAUUCGGAAAAUGGGUAAAUGCGAUGUAUUUAUGGGGUAUCGACGAGGAGGUUAAUAUGGCUGCUGUUCGUUCAGAUUUGUCUGCUAAGACUAUGGUAGAUGCCUUCAAUUACUUUCGUGAGCUUUGCCAAUGGUAUUUUGAAGCGCAUCCCGUUAUGCUUGGCGGUGAAAGCAGAGAAUGUGUUGUUGAUGUUCUUCCGGCCGUGAGAAAACGUAAACUUGAGGCGAUGAAGGACUCGCAGCCUAUGCAAUAUGUUUUAGUAAUUACUGAUAUUAGUUCUAAACCAAUUUCUGGAUGCCUAGAACUAAUUGAUAAUCUUUUACCAGAAACUAUAUAUUCUCUCAUAUCGAGGGUUAUUUUUAAAGGCACGACGGUUUGGUGCAAAGAUCCAGAAUCUUUUGAGCGGUUACAGUUGGAAAAAAUUCGUAGCGUCAGCAAAUCUUUUUCUGGAAAGGAAGAUAACGAAACUGUUGGAGACUGGCUACAGUUUAAAAAACUUGAUAAGGAUAAGAGGGGAAAAGAAUAUUUGCAAUAUUGGCACAGAUUAAAGACUAGGUUAAAAGGGCUUAGCGCAUACAAAGAUGAUUUCCGUAAAGGGUUUCUUUAUGAAUUAAUGUGGAAGGACCGGUUUACAGAAAACGCUUUAGAAAGUUUAUGUGAACAUAUCGCUGAAAAGUAUGCGUUUUAA